Messenger RNA from Ornithorhynchus anatinus (platypus), 1937 nucleotides. RefSeq names its product transmembrane protein with EGF like and two follistatin like domains 1 (gene TMEFF1). Lineage: Eukaryota; Metazoa; Chordata; Mammalia; Monotremata; Ornithorhynchidae. The record is from RefSeq and is a predicted model, not a curated record. The transcript has 10 exons. Bases 1 to 1188 code for a protein of 395 amino acids. Gene Ontology annotation, molecular function: protein binding.
AUGGGGGCUCGCCCCGGCCCCCGCCGGGCUCUGGGCUUGGCGGCCUGGGCCCUGCUCCUCGCCCUGUCCGCGCCGCCCGGGAGCGCCGCCGCGCACCAGCCUCCCGGCGGAGGAGGAGGAGGAGGCGGCGGAGGAGGAGCAGCAGCGGCGGCCGCGGCAGGAGGAGCUGGGGCUGGAGGAAGAGGAGGAGGCGGCGGAGACUGCCCGGGCCACGGCCGGGGCAAAGGCGCCAACUGCUCGGAAUUAAAUGUGAGGGAGCCUGAUGUAAGAAUUUGUGAUGAAUCAUCCUGUAAAUAUGGAGGCGUUUGUAAAGAAGAUGAAGAUGGUUUGAAAUGUGCCUGCCAAUUUCAGUGUCACACAAAUUACGUUCCUGUUUGUGGAUCAAAUGGCGACACUUACCAAAAUGAAUGCUUCCUCAGACGAGCAUCUUGUAAACACCAGAAAGAGAUAACAGUGGUGGCAAGAGGCCCAUGUUAUUCUGAUAAUGGUUCUGGAUCUGGUGAAGGUGAAGAAGAUGGAUCAGGAACAGAAGUUCACAGAAAACUCUCCAAGUGUGGAGUUUGCAAAUAUAAAGCUGAGUGUGAUGAAGAUGCUGAAAAUGUUGGGUGUGUCUGUAAUAUAGACUGCAGCGGAUACAGUUUUAAUCCUGUCUGUGCUUCUGAUGGGAGUUCCUAUAACAAUCCGUGCUUUGUUCGAGAAGCUUCAUGUCUGAGACAAGAACAGAUUGAUAUAAGAUAUCUUGGACAUUGCACAGACACGGAUGAUUCUAGUUUGCUGGGGAAGAAAGAUGAUGGAGUACAGUUUCGACCGGAUGUGAAAGAUGCCAGUGAUCAAAGAGAAGACAUUUAUAAUGGCAACCACAUACCUUGCCCUGAAACCUUCAAUAGUUACUGCAUUCAUGGAAAAUGUGAAUUCAUUUAUUCCACUCAAAAGGCUUCCUGUCGGUGUGAAUCUGGAUAUACUGGACAGCACUGUGAAAAAACAGACUUUAGUAUUCUCUACGUGGUCCCAAGUAGACAAAAGCUUACACAUGUCCUUAUUGCAGCAAUUAUUGGAGCUGUACAGAUUGCCAUUAUAGUUGCAAUUAUCAUGUGCAUAACAAGAAAAUGCCCUAAAAAUAAUAGAGGACGUCGACAGAAGCAGAACCUAGGCCAUUUUACAUCUGACACUUCCUCCAGGAUGGUUUAAAUCGAUGAUUUUUAUACCUACAUUGACCAUGUGAUGUACGUUUUGAUCAUGUCUUUUUUUAAAGAAUGAAAAUAUUUAUUUCAGAGGCCUUAUUUUUGGACAUUUUUAGUGUAGUAACCGAUGGCCUGUUGUAUUAGAGAGCAUCAGCUCCAACAGUUAUGGACUGUCAUAGUAGCCUUCCUUUUAUGUUUUUGAAUACAGAAUUUCAUUUUAUGUGUGUGUAUAUCACAUGGUUACAUAACGGGACAUAAUGUUUUACCAAUGAAACGUAAUAUUUUUGCCAAGAUAGUUCCCACAAUGGUUGUAGAGUAACCCUCACCCCCAUACCCAUACUUUCCCCUCCGCACCUAGAAAACUAAGCAUGAACUAAAGGUAAAGAUGUUUACAGAUUACUUUUCGUACAAAACCCCCCUAGAAGACACUGUGUUGAAAUAGAUAUUUAAAUGUUUUUGAAAGUUAGUAAAUGAUUUUUUUAGACACUGCAUGAACAGUGGAACUCUAUGUGUGUGUAGCUGUAAAAUAUUUAUAAAACGUAUGGGCUGGGUCUGAGCACUACCAUCUUUGAAAAUUUAUCCUGACACUUUAUUUUUGAAGAGCAAAAAUACUCAGAAGUUCCACCAUUUGGAAAAGGAGCUGGUAGUGCUAAUGGAUCAGAUCCAUAAAAGUAGGUCUUUGUAGACUUAGAUAUUGUGAUGAUUGACUUUGAAAAGUGCCAUGCAGAUUGGAAUAAAGCCUGCUUUCUCACUGUU